CUCUCUCCACGAUUUCCUACAUUUUCGCCAUUAAUACUCUGUUUAUUAGCUAUCACUUUUCUUCAUCAGUAACUCCAUGGUUGCUACACGCCGCACCUCUGAUCUUCAACCUAAACCGAAAAUCAAAACCAGAGAUAUGAAGAUGAAGACAGUAGCGAAGAAAACUCCAAAAUCGGCUAAAGGUAAAUCAACUGGAGAAGCUUCAGUUCGCCGUUCUCCUAUUUCUUUGAAUAAGAGACAUGCAGAGCACUUAUCCGGUUUAUCAAAGAAGCAAAAAGGAGUUUGCAUCAAUGAACCUAAGGAAUCUGCUCCUAAGCUUUGGCAGUUCAAACUAAACCCAGCAGCUCGUGUUCAUUCUAAGAUCGAUACAUGUAUGUCGUAUGAUGUGAUUACUGAAAUUAAGUCUACUCUCAGUCCUGGUGAAUUGGAACUCUUCAAGAAGUCUUGCUUAGGAUAUAUUAUAGACAUUCCUAAGAUUAAACUGCAGAACCAAAUUGUUCACUGUCUUUUAAUGAGGGAGGUCGAGCAGUUGAACAAAUCUGAGAUGUGGUUUCAUGUAGGUGGUCAUAGGCUGAAGUUUGGCAUCGAGGAGUUCGCGUUAGUGUCUGGUUUAAAUUGCCAAGGAACUAGUAAUAAGUACAGUUAUCCAAAAGUUUUAAACGGCCUUUAUGAUAAGUAUUUCAGCGGGUGUCAAUCGGUUUCGAAGCAAACACUCAGGGAUAUGUUUUUGUCUAGACGUUGGGAGUCGGAGGAGGAUGGUUUUAAGCUUGCAUUUAUGCAUUUGUUGCAAAAAAAUUUGCUGGCUUCACCAAAUACUACUCGUAUUUCUUUGAAGGAUUUUGACGUAGUUGAUUCUGACGACAUCAAUGACUAUCCGUGGGGUAUUGACGUCUUCAAGUAUACCUUUGAUUGUUUUACAACAAAGUCCGUUCUUAGUCCGGGCAGUUUCAAGCAAGAUAUAAAUAGGUACGACUAUCGCCUGCAAGGUUUUCCCUAUGUACUCCAAUGUUGGUUUUACGAGUGCUGCUCAAAAGCGAAAAUUACCUUUGCUCAGUUGGUGAAUGAAACUGCUAUUCCCCUUGACAGAGAGUUAUUUGCUGAAGUGUCAUCUGAUGAGGUAAGUUUCCGGUCUAUUGUUCCAACACCGGCUGAAAGGAACGCGCUUAAUUUAGGUGACUUUUUCAGAAAAAAUAAAGGUAAAGGUAAGGCUGGAUUGGAUGUUAGUGAAGAAGUUGGAAAUCAGGAUGGCUAUUUUCCGGCAAUUGAUUUAUCGAAAGAAUCUGAAAAAACAUCAAACAUUUUGAACUUAAGUGUUAUGGAAGAGAAGUUAGAAUUUCUUAUGGCUGGUCAGAAGACAAUGCAGGCUGAUAUUUUGGAAUUUAAGCAUCUGUUCACUUUGAAAUUUUCCGAAGUCUUGAAGGUUGUGAAUUCGUUGAAUUCAAAUAUUAAGCGUACAAGUGACUCAAAAAAGGUUCAUUCAGAGUUAGGUGCCUCAUCUUCGCCUAUUGGCAAUAAAAAUGAUGACGAUAAGUCGUACUCUUGUGGAAAACCUGCUGAACAUGAACAUCAUGUUGAUUCAGAAUAUACUGCUUCUGCUGAAUUAGAACCAGUUUUAAAGGUUAGAAGAUCACAAAAAGCAGCAUCUAGCGCGCACACAGCAAGUGUUGUGAAGGAAGAAAGUGUUGAUCUUCCUGCUGAGGAGAGUUCAAAGAAGGGUAGUUUUAAUGGUAGUUUUAUGGGAUCCGGAAUAGGAGUUGAAGAUUCUGUUGAUUGUCAAAAGGUAACUCCUGAGAAAGAUAUUGCGGAUAAGUCUGCUUCGAAGCACGAAAGUGAUGAGGGUGGGUCUUCUGAUGAAGAACAAGGUGAUGAAAAACUGGAAGAUAUGGAUAAAGAAAUGGAAGAUGUGGUUGGGGAGAAAAUGAAUGUUAUGGAAUCUGAACAUGUUCAUAAUUUGGUUGAGGAGAAAAUUGAUGUUAUUGAAUCUGGCUUUGAUAAGGAACUUCCAAAAGUUAGUAAUAUGGAAGCUGCCGGUUGCUCCAAUGAUAUGGGAAUUAGUGGUGGAAAUUUUGCUGUCCCGUCGGUUGUUGAGGUUCCGCGCCAACCUCAGUUUUUGCCAGUAUCUCCUACGUUUGAUUUAUCAGAAGAGUGA
This is a messenger RNA of Mercurialis annua (annual mercury), 2149 nucleotides long. RefSeq lists its product as uncharacterized. The record is from RefSeq and is a predicted model, not a curated record. Bases 77 to 2149 code for a protein of 690 amino acids. The transcript is spliced from 7 exons. Lineage: Eukaryota; Viridiplantae; Streptophyta; Magnoliopsida; Malpighiales; Euphorbiaceae.